CUAACUUUCUCUCUACCUCCGGAGGCGUGAGCCAGCGUCGCCCAAGCUUCACGAGGUUUCGCGAUCUCUCACAGCCCCGAGGCGGCGGACAUCGGCACAGUAUGACGCUGCACCAUGAUUCUUGUUAUCCGCCUUAUGCGGGUACAAGAUUUGGGGCUGGAACAGUAGCUACAGGCUCUCUGCAGGGGCGGAAGCGGUAUCAUGGUAAGCAACCGCUGUCCCAAAUUCCGUUUGUGCCCUCCUCGUCUCCACCUUGUCCGGUUGUACCACCUCCAAGAGAAAGGCAAAGACCGCAGGGCGUCGCCGGAGGGGCUGUUGAAGCAUCCAACUCCACGCAGACUCGGCAGAUAUCCAUGGAGCUUCCAGCGGUUACCUCGCCGGUGGAAUGCAGCAGGUUGAGAAGUCGCUCAUCCGCUGACGUUCUCCCCCACUACGAGAGUGACAUUGCCCAAGGCAGAAGCACGGCAACACUGGUGUCCGCCGGCAGGCGGGACACUGCCUUCUCCAGAACAAGCAGUACGCACGAGGAGCGCCUGACCCGGGGAGCGCGUUCUGCAUCUGAAGGGGGCUUCGUGGGUAUGAAUCUUGCGUGUUCAGACCCCGGGCCCCGCGUGGCUACAGGCCAAACGACGCCACUCGGUAGUGGCGACGUUUCCCGGCCUUCGUCUGACGCCGACCGCGACUCGCGGGGAUCCUUUCCAAACUCUUUCAACGUUCCGCACUACACAACGUCGGAGGAAGGCUCGGUGCAUUUCGCCAUGGAAGUCGAAGAACAAGGAAGCUCAACACUGGCCGCUGAUACCGCAACGGCCAGGACGCAGCUCUCCCGAGGGCUUUUGUGCACGCCGAAUUUCGCGACGGAAAAGGGUUCUGAACAAGGCGAACUUGUUGGCGCGACCGCGGAAGGCGUUCCUCCUGCGGCUCUAAAUUUCGACUCGAGCGACGGUCCAGGAUCAGGAGGCGCACUCAUAUCUGCGCAAGAAAUACCAAAACCGGCGGCCGCAAGCCCGUCGGACGUCGGUGCGGCGGGGGGUGGACAAGUCGGAGACGACUACACACCAAAAGAGGCAGCUGUAGCGGAUGACCAAAACCAACAAGCCAUAGAGGCGGACUUCGAGGCCCCGGCUCCGGAAGAGGAGCGAAAGAUCCAGCUCUGGUACGGAAACUUCGCACGCAUACCGGGAAAGAGCAGUUUCUGGAUUGUGAUCUGCGAUCAUCUGGCGAAAGCGGUCGUCGUCGCAAUUUCCGGAACGAACUACAUGGCGGAGGUGGCCACAAAUUUUGUGCUGGAGUGCGCGCCGCUAACUCCUGCCGCAGACGCAACGCCUCAGAACGAUCCUUCUGUGCGCGAUGUUGAGCAACAGCGACAAUCGGAGGAGUACGUCCACGUUGGCAUGCUCGGUUGUGCGGAACAAAUCGCAGACACUUUCGUGCGGGAGGGCUUUCUCGACCGCAUUCCAGACAGCUACCGCUUAGUUUUCACGGGACACAGCAUGGGUGCGGGGGUGGCUAGUAUUUGCUCGCUUCUUUUUCGCCGUCGGUUCGGCAACCGCGUCCGUGCGUCGUUCGCAACGAGAAAUCCCGACGCGGAUUUUGCGGAGACGGCUACACACUUCGACGCCGUGGUAGGUAGCAUCGAAAGCAAGGGGGGAGAUAUUACGGCAGCGAAAAGUUUAUCCCCAGCGCACGAUGUUGCUGCCAGUGCUUUGUCUACCGCCACGAAGGAAAAUGAACCAGACGCGCCUGCCUCGCCGCUCGACGGUCCCCAAUGCUCAGCCCCGUACGACCCCCUCGGGCGGAUUCAGCGCCGCAGCUGGUCUUGCAACGACGCGGAGCUUGAAGUUGCCGCGGGUGUAGACACAACAACGCGGGGUCGUGCUGGUCCGCCCUGCUCUCCUCUUCACAACAACUCCCGUGCUGCUGGAAACAUUCCGCGUAGUAGAAGCAAGGACGAGCGGAUGUUUGAUGAAGAUCGACUUGACAGCAGUUCUUACGGGCAGCUCGAGACCCUUCAGCACGCACGGAGAGAGCGCAUUGAGAUGUCUGCGCUGCUGAUAUGUCCCCCGGGCUGGACCAUGUCACCGAAACUCGCUGCGGAGACACGGCAAUACGCCGUCACGGUGGUGGCCAGCUACGACAAUAUUCCGCGCGCGCGACCGGAAACGCUGAUUCGCUUUCGCGAGCACAUGUGCUACCUUUUGGAGCGGGUGCGCUUGAGCAAGUGGAAGAUAUUUCUGAUCAACCGCUACCGUUGCUGCCGGCGUCGCUACGAGCCCCAAGUGCAGGAGCUCUGCUCCUUGAUCAAGCGCAGUCCGUACAACCGCCCCGCACCAGCGGUGAUGCGGAAAGUACGGCCGGGCAAGAACUGCGUAGCAGAAAUGAAAGGCGCUGCGGUGACGACAGAAAACGAGGGCUACUUCCCCAAAAAUCUUGUUGACGGUGAGAAGAGCGAUGUGGUUCUUGGCGGCACGACCGCCAGGAGGCGAACGUGCCCCACUCCGCUCGGUGAUUUCACUUGUCAUCGGCCCAGUAGGUUGCACGAGUCUGUAAGUACCUCCACACCUGUCUUAGAUGCGUUCUCCUUCCCGCCUGUGACCCCCUGUCCUGUCGAUCACUAUGAGGAAUACAACAACGCAGGCACAGAUGAAGCACAGCGCCAUCGCGUGCUGCUUCCCGCCGCCCACAACGCGACCACUGACCACGAUCUCAGCUGCUCGCACCAUUCCGCACAGCAACUGUCCUCCUUCGGCGAUCGCAAUGGGAGCGUGUACGUACGAAAAGACGAGCCGGGGUUUCACUACCGGAAACUAAUCCGCAUGCGGGGGUCGUUGUUUUCCGACGACGGAAAAGGCCUGAUCAACUACCCGCGGCAUUUGUACGAUGGAAACUACCGGGACAUCUUCUUGCCCCUUGCAACGCCGGGAAGGGUUUUACAGUUGCGGCUAACGAAGCGCGCAGACCAGCUGGAUUCCUGGGCCUCGAGUCAGACGUUGAAAGAGGGAGUAUUCGCGCGCAGCGACCAUGACAGGUAUCCGUUGCAGAGCGAAGAGAGCAGACUUUUCCAGGAGCUGCGCGGCAACCUGCGGCGCGCUUCUGCUUUUGCUUCGGAAAUCGAGUUGCAGCCCGAGAGACCAACUUGCUCGUCCACCUCUGGUCGACAGACGUCUUCCAGUUCCGGCGGCCGCUCGCGGACCGGCAGCAGGGGCCGUACUAGGGAACACCCAUUUUCAUCUUCCCAGCAGCACGGUGGUGGUGCCAGCCUGAGUAGCACGAAGGGACGCAAGACCACGUAUCGUGGGAAUCACUUGCAGAUGAGUGCGCGGGGGUCCACUGCGCACAUGCCCCCGAGUUGGCGAAACCGGCGAAAUAAGCGGUAUACGCUGCGCCGCGCGGUCAGAACCACACGCAAGGGAAAGGAGAUGUUUUCCCUUCCCUUCGACGUGGCCUUCGGCGGACACGCUAUGUUUAGCGAUAGCAGCUGCGCAAACGUGAUAAACUCGGUCAGUAGCAGCUUGUCGGCAAGCGCGCGGCAGACAAAGCAGGACGAUCAAUCUGGCCGCACACGAAGUAAGGAGGUUGCUGCUGCUGCUACAAGUUGUACGAGUGCCACGACCAGCUCUACCAGUUUGAAAAGUGGGACGUCCGCAGGUGUUCUGGUGAAGACAAAUUCCUCCGCCACAACUGCCAGCAAAAAGCCGAAGCGCUUUCGCAUCCGGAUCGAAACCGAGCCGCCGCUGGCUGGUGCUGUUGUGUAUCGCAAGAAGAAGAUUGCGCUCGGCGAGCUAGCGCAAAAGCGGAUUCGGCGUUUGCAAAGUGCCCACCGCAGCGGGCGGGAGGUUUCCCUGUUCGGCGGCGGAGGAGGUGGGAACAGGUCCGACAAUUACACGUCCGACAAUGGGAUGAGCAAGACUAUGUACAGCGGAAUAAAAAACACAGGACCUCCGCCUACUUCUCUUUACCAGCGUGACCACUCCAAUGCGCACCAGCCAGUCCAGUAUCAAACUGUGGGCCGUGAUCACGCGACGAGCCACGUACCAGUAGAAGCAGCCGUGAACAGCGACGAAACUGCGGAGAGUCGCAACAUUGCCGACGCGAUCCUGGGACAGAUGUUUUUCGACAAAUACAGCGAAGACCCUGUUGCGCACUUUUUGACCCGGUACACGAAAAUCAGUGGAUCUCCGGUGAUACAACCAGCAGAGGAGCAGGCAGGACGUACGAGCCGCGAUAGUCGCAAUACAGCAACAGCAGCAUCCAGAAAAGUUACUGCAGCUUCGGCGCGCUCUACACGUGGCGUCAGUUCAAGCAGUGGGUCGUGUGCUUCAAAUCCAGCUGCAAGCAGAAGGGUCACGGAGAAAGGUCGUACAGGAGAGAGCGGUGGGGAUGUUGAAAGACGCCACAACUCAAAGUAUAACUAUAAUCGUCGCAGCUUCGCGAACUCCGCAUCCUCGAAAGGCCGAGAGACGAAGGAUCAGAAUCUCCAAGAGACUAUGGAUGGAAGAACGCCUAUAUCCACCCAGUUCCGUGGUCAACAUCGGAGAAGCGAAAAGAAGUACAAAACGCUGUCUUCACCUACGGAAGAUGUUGCUGGUAGUUUAACUACAAGCGGACAAGUCACAAAAAGUCAAGAACUGGAGCUGGUUCCGUACACGAACAUGUCUCGUUCAAAAGAUGCCGGCGCGAAGGGACAGCUAUCAUCCGCCAUGUCGCGAAAGGAUGUGGAUCUUCUCGUAGUGCACGGGCAGCCCGUUGCGUCGCCAUGCUUGUUCUCAGUAGACACACAUGACCAAAAUAAAACAAAUGCUAGCGAGAGCAAAUCUGCGGCAAUUUUGCUGCAAAGUAGCCCAACGCCGUCGCAAGAGUCCCGCUUGCCAGAAGAAGCACACGCAUCGAACGUUGGAGACUUCGCGGAUAAUCUCCGAGCAAGUGCAGGUGCACCUCCGCAGAUUAUUCUCCGUGACGGAAAGCAGGAGCUGGAUCUCUCGCAAUAUUCGUUCAAAGUCGUCUGGGUAGACCCGGAGAGAGAGAUGUCCUACUGCUAUUCGUCGCAUCACGCCGCCACUUCCCACCUGAUCAGUUCCUACCGCCUCUGCAUGCAGGCUUUACGUCUGCAGUGCCUCACCAUGGCGGACUCGGGACUGAAAGACGAAAGCCUCUUAGAAGAAGGAGGCAUAGGAGGAGAUCAACAUGUUGAGGAAAACGAAUCGGGAACUAGCAUAGCCCCCGAACAACUACAACACGCGGCAGAGGCAGAGCAUGCGUCGGGCGACGGAGCAGCAGGAUCUGGAUUUUCCGUCGUACAGAGCAAGGUAUCGGCUUUGUUCCCAAACUUCUCGACCCCAGCGCCGCUGCUCUCGCUGUUCAAUAGAAGUCAGCCAUUCAUAGGGGUGGGUGCAGAUGUCGGUACGAAAGAGGAAGAGGGCGCUGCACCCGCUGAGGAAGAAAUAACCGCUCGGGACGAGCAGGUAGAAGCGGCGAAGCCUCUGCAGGAUAAUGUGCCAAGUGAAGGAGAAGACAUCAAGCAGGAACCUACUAUCGUUGAGAGUGGUGCUGGCGCUACCGACGAACACCACCAGUUGACUUGUAGCAACGUCAGUCUUCUUGAACUCGCCGUACCCGGGCCGGUGCCUAAUUCUGCAAAAGAAAAUGAACCUGAGACCAACCAUGGCGACACCACAAGUGCCACAGUUGACAAUGGCGCCGCACAUGGGAACUGUUUUUCUGGAGGGUUAUCAAAGCGAGUAACCUUUGGCCCGUCCUCAUCCGCAGACGAGCUGAUGAUCGAGCGAGCGGAAACGUUUUUUGUCGCGCCGCCCACCUCCAGUACGGAUGAGAGUCUGUCUUUGAUGAAGGAAGGCAGUACGAAAAUGGACGAAGCUGGCUCUGCCUGAUACUGCUCCACAGCCCCAGUGCCUCCAUGCAGGGUGAUGUAGAACCACCAGCGUUGAGCUUUGGACCUUCUUUGCGAAUAUGCGAGGCACGACUGAAUUUUUAUACCCCACGCACCAGUACGUUUCGACCAGCAGCAAUGUGCAAAAUCAAAUGAACGUUUAUUGAGUCUGAGUCUGACUGAGAACAAAGCAUCAUGACAAAGGAACGGAAACCACUUUCCAGGCUUACGAAAAAAUACAAUGCUUUUCCCUUUGUGACAGGCAUGGCUUGUUAGUGUAAUGGGAUCGAGAUACGGGUGCUGCCCCCAUAUCCAACAAUUUUGAUUCCGUCUCUAUUUAGGCGUUGCUUGCUCCUUGGCCUUUUUGUAUUUUGAAAUGAACUGGACGCUUGAUGUUGAUCAACUCAAGCCUCGAGGGGGACGACCUCGCGUGAAAUGCAAAUGUCAACAAAUGAACCGCCUCCGAUAUCGUUUUUGCGCUGUGGUUGGUGAAACAAAUGACACCAUACGAAAAUGCUCCACGAAGCCGCGCAGCUAGGCUUCACUAAUGCCACAGAACAGUUGGACUUGC
Messenger RNA from Amoebophrya sp. A120, 6458 nucleotides. Lineage: Eukaryota; Dinophyceae; Syndiniales; Amoebophryaceae. The record is from the annotation of a GenBank genome assembly.